AUGACUUCCAGUUCACGUUCUGCAAGAAGCCCAUCUGCUUCGCCUCGCAUCUUUUCUGAGGUCCCGACGCCCGACAGCGAGGCGGAUGGCUUGGAUACAUUGACGCCCGUCCGGGACGGCGAGGAGUAUGUCCUGGUCACUGGCGGCCUCGGAUUCAUCGGCAGCCACACCUGUCUGGAGCUGCUGAAAGCGGGAUACAAUGUGCUCAUCGUCGACGACCUGAGCAACAGCUACCGUCAUGUCUUCUCCCGGAUCCUGCUGGCCGCAAAACUGCACUGUGACCGGACGGACGGCCACUGUCCCAAGGCGACGCUGUACGACGUCGACUACCGCGACACGUCCGCCAUGCGGAAGCUCCUCGACGCCUAUCAGCGGGACCCAUCGACACGGCAAUCGAGGAUCAUCGGAGUCAUCCACUUCGCCGCCUUCAAGCAGGUCGAAGAGAGCAUCCACACCCCUCUGAAGUACUACCGCAACAACAUCAACGGGCUCGUCGACCUCCUCGUCCUGCUCGACCAGUACCGCAUCACCACCUUCAUCUUCUCCUCGUCCGCCAACGUCUACGGCACACUCGCCGAGCACCGGCCCCUCCUCCACGAAGACGCAUGCACCCACCAGCCAGACCCCGGCCAGCGAUUCGGUGCGUUUCACCCCGCGGAGAUCCACAACUCCCAGAUCACCAACCCCUACGGCCGCACCAAACUCUUCGGCGAAGCCAUCCUCGCGGACCUGGCGCGCGCGAACCCCGCCUGGACCAUUGUCGCCCUACGCUACUUCAACCCCAUCGGCUGCGACGCGUCGGGCCUCCUCGGCGAAGACCCCAAGGUCCACCCCUCGAACCUCGUCCCCGCCCUCGUGGAGAUCCUCACUGGUCGACGAACCGAGCUCCUCAUCUACGGCAGUGACUGGGAGACGCCGGACGGCACCCCGGUCCGGGAUUUCAUCCACGUCACGGAUGUCGCGCGGGGCCAUACGGCGGCGUUGGCUGCGGCGCGGGACGGCCGCGUGCGGGAUGGGUUUCGCACCUUCAAUCUCGGGACGGGGCGGGGGCAUUCGGUGCUGGAGCUGGUGCAGACGCUGGAAACGGUGUCCGGGCGCACGAUUCCGAGACGGGUGGUGGGGAGGCGAGCGGGGGAUAUUGGGUCGUGUGUGGCCAGUGCGGAGCGGGCGGCGGCAGAGUUGGGGUGGACGACGGCGAAGUCGUUGACCAAUGCCUGUGAGGAUUUGUGGGGCUAUCUGCAGGAGUAA
Messenger RNA from Aspergillus fumigatus Af293, 1248 nucleotides. It is a transcript of the gene uge4, whose product is annotated as UDP-glucose 4-epimerase. NCBI's taxonomy places the organism in Eukaryota, Fungi, Ascomycota, Eurotiomycetes, Eurotiales, Aspergillaceae. Gene Ontology annotation, molecular function: UDP-glucose 4-epimerase activity. The record is from RefSeq and is a predicted model, not a curated record. Gene Ontology annotation, biological process: beta-D-galactose catabolic process via UDP-galactose, Leloir pathway. The coding region runs from base 1 to 1248 and encodes 415 amino acids. The transcript has a single exon. Gene Ontology annotation, cellular component: cytosol.